Molecule: messenger RNA, 2003 nt
Organism: Lactuca saligna
Lineage: Eukaryota; Viridiplantae; Streptophyta; Magnoliopsida; Asterales; Asteraceae
Source: the annotation of a GenBank genome assembly
GUUAAAUUAAAUUAAAUAUGGAAUUUGACAAUCUGAAUAUGGCAAUAUGACAAUUUCAAUGUGCAAUUCCGAUUAUGGAUGGAAAUCGAAUGGACUAUUGAAUCAAUUUUCGUUAUAUGCCCGAUUAAAUGCAUCUUUUUAUGCAAUCAAGUCUCAUUCUUCAAUCGGCAACUUCAAUAAUUCUUGACAAUGGCAGAAAGAAAGAUCACUUUCAUUAGAGACUUGGACAAUAUGAAGGAUGAUUACACACUAAAAGUGUUUAUCAUCCGGCUGUGGAGAUCGAUUUCAGAUGGCAACCCCACUAUUGUCAGAUCGAUGAUACUCAUGGAUGAAAUGUGUACAAAAAUCCGAGCAAGUAUGUAUCCAAGAGAUUUUCAAAGGUUUGAGUCCAAACUGAAAGAAGAUCAAGUUGUUUACAUCCGGUCCCCCACUAUCGCUCCUAACAAAUACACUUUUAAACUAAGUGAUGUAACCUCCAAGUUAAAUUUGCAUGGAAGAACAACUGUUAACGAGUGUCUACACUUUCAAUCCAACACAACAUAUGGCUUUUAUUUUGUUUCUUUUGAAACAAUUAUCUCUGCAACAGCUACCUCUAAUAAAUCAAUUGAUAUUAUUGGUGAAGUUGUUUCAUUGGGAAAGCUUGAUUCCCGUGAUGUCAGCAAAUCUCUACAUAGGCUGCCUUUACAAAUCAGAAACUUAGAAGGUUUGCAGGUUAACGUUACAUUGUUUGGAGAUAUUGCAUACCAGUUAAUUUCUUAUCUUGAAGCUCAUAAACAAGUUGGUCCAACACCUUCUGUUAACAGUUAUUAUGAACAAACACGGAUGUUCAUAAAUGCUAAUCUUCCCGAAAUUGUUACCUUCACAGAUAGCUUGGUUGGAUUACGAGGACUUCAAAACCCUUCUUCUUCUUUGACUGUUGAAAGCUCUAAAUCAUAUUCGGAAUCUGAUGACUUUUUGAAUAAUUACAAAGUUAAAAAUGUUGUCGAUUUGAUAGAACCACAAGAGAAAGUUGAAACAGAAGAUGUGUUCAACGGUCCAGAUAGUGGUGAUGCAAGUGUGGUUUUAAAAUGCAAUGGUGAUAAUUGUAAAAAUAAGAAGAUCUCUUCUGUUCCAAGGUAUAAAAUACAUAUUCGUGUGCAAGAUGAUUCUGGAACAAUCACUCUAACUCUCUUUGAUAGAGAUGCUUAUAGACUCGUCAAAAAACACGCACGUGAUCUUAUAGAGAAAAUCAAACAGGUUGGGGAUAAUCCAAGAUUGUAUCCUUAUGACCUCAAAUGUCUAGAGCAUAAAAAGAUGGCUUUUAAGGUAGAUGUUAAUAGUUUUAACGUAUCCAAUAACUACAAUCGGUUUGGGAUACUUGGAUAUACGGUUGAUAGUAACGUUAUCGAUGCUUUGGAAAAAAAGUUAGUUGUCGAGGUAGUCUUGCAAAUGCUGAUGAUACAAAAACCGCAUCUCAUGAAGUAUCUCACGAAACAAAGCUCUGUCUUUCUUUCAAUUUUUACAUCUCAUAACAAUUGUACUUCUCCUCCGGCGCCACCUUCCUACUAUGCCACUCUCCUCCAACGCCUAUCUGAUUUCCGUAUGGAUCUUCAUUUCUUGAUGACAUCUCCAAACGCCAAAUCACAGCCAUCACUUAAUCCAAUGGUGAAUUAACUACAAAGCAUCCCUUCUUCCGACGACGACUCUGGAAAAGUCACAUAAGUGGAGAUAAUGUUAAUUCAAUGGCAUGGGAUCAGGUUUUGAAGGCUCACUAUAUGCGAUUCAUGUAUUAUGCUUCUAGGGCAAAAUGGUCUUUUGGGUGUUGCUUUUUCUAAUGCUUCUGGUUUGCAGUUUGUAGUUGAUCAAAUGAGUAUAUUAGGAUUUAUGAGUGCCAAAUAGAGUUUGCUGUAGUCAAACACAUGUAAUAGUUGAAUCCAGAUGCAUAAUUUUGACAGCCCAACAUUUAUAUACGAGGCUAUUAUUCUAAUCUUUUCGAUAAGAUAAACUCUUUCUUUAUAAAUUAU